Messenger RNA from Maylandia zebra (zebra mbuna), 2054 nucleotides. RefSeq names its product armadillo like helical domain containing 1 (gene armh1). Lineage: Eukaryota; Metazoa; Chordata; Actinopteri; Cichliformes; Cichlidae. The record is from RefSeq and is a predicted model, not a curated record.
GUUAGCAGCAGCAAACCAGAGAUAGAGGAAGAAAGCUACCAAAAUCAAGCCUCUGAAUUUAAGAUGUUAUUCUGUAUCUCUGGAUAAUUAUUCAGAUUUCUGGCUCUGCUUCUUCACUGUUGCUUAAUUUCGGUUUACCAGCGAUAAGCAAGGCAACAAAACGAUGUCAACACAAGAGCAACAAGCUAACAUCGGCAAAGUUCUCAGCUUUCUUCGGGAAUGGGACCGCGGUGACAUGAGGGUCCGCGGUCGCAUGUUGAGCACCUUUGUGACUCAAAACACGGGGAAGACGUUUUAUGAGCUGGAGCUGGAGUUUGCGCAGGUCGCCAGUCUCUUCCUAGCUCGACUUACCACAUGGAUGAAGCUCACUUACAUGUUAGGCACCUUCCUGGGACUUCAGCUGAAAGCACUUGGGAUUUUCCUGUCUGCUUCUUGUCAUGAUCAGUAUCUGAUGAACUUCCUGGAGGAUGGGGGAGCUCUCACUCUGCUGGACAUUUUGAGCCACUCUCAGAGCAAAGAUGAUGACAAGGCCGGAGCCAUCAAACUUCUACUCACUGUCUCAAAAGCAGGUCGCAAGUACAAGGAGAUCAUCUGUGAAAGUCACGGUGUUAAAGUCAUAGGCGAGUGCCUGUUCACAUCAAACAGAGAUGAAACCAAAGAGGCAGCGUCGGUCCUUUUGGAGUCCCUGUCCCACGGAAAUCCCAGAUAUCAGGACCAAGUCUACAAAUAUCUGAUUACCUGCAUGACUUGUAGCUCACCUAAAUCCCUGCAGCUUAUUCUGCACACCUUAUGUAUCAUCCAGCGAAAAAUGAAAACAGCCCAUUACAGCAUUGUAGAGCCUCUGCUUAACACACUCAGAUCCCUACACCUGGAAGUUCAGGAUGAAGCCAUUAAACUCAUCUUAGACCUGAAGCAUUAUGAUGUGAAGGCAGUUCUACUGACUGGUUUGGUGGCUCUACUGAGGCCUAUUAAAGAAAAAGAACACCAGCAUCAAAUCAGCAAAGAAUCAGAGAUGACUGAGAUGACUGGAUCUUUCCCUGUACUUGUACAGCAAGCUGCUGCAGCUAAAACAAUACGGCUGCUGGCUGAGGAAGAUCAAGAGCUUUCUCGUGAGCUGCUCUCUCUUGGAGUGAUCCAGCAUCUUCUGCACACUAUGGGCAACAGAGAACAUCCUGAUGGCCAAAUACAAGCCAGUCUAACAUUAGAGUACUUUGUCGUCUCCUUCCCUGUUGUUGAGGACCAAGUGCAGAGAGUGAUGGGCAGCGCUCUGUUUGCAGAGUUCAAAAACAAAGCUGACACUGUAUACAUGAACAUGAAUGAAACAGAAGCAGAAAUGCUGCUAACAAAUCAGAUUAACAUGUCACAAGUUUUAAAUGGUAACAAGUCUGACAGCUGACCAGAGGAAAAAUCGUUUCAUAAACGGAUAUAAAUAAGGUUUUUAGAAAUGUUUGUAUUAAUACCUAUAACCUGUUCUACCAUUUGUUUUUGUAUUAAGAAAAAAUAUUCUAUCUAUCACUAGAAAAAUGGGAAGUUCAGUCAUUUAUAUUAAUAUAGCGAGAAAUGGCUCGGACAAUGGGAGCUCUGUCAUAGUUUUGGGGCUUCUUCUCAAAUAAAUACAAAUAAAUAAAUAAAUUUGCAAUUUAUAUGUGUUUGAGGUGUGUGCGCACACACACACACACGCGUGUGUAUACUCGCUUGAGUCAAAUUUGAGGUCGCACUUUUUAACUCCCACCCUUUGGGGACACCGGUUUCUGUUUGGUUUAGAAGCAGGCUGACAACUGAAUUUUACACCUCCAAAUCCACAGAAAUAAAAUAAAUCACUUGAGAUUUUCAUUUCAUUAAGCAAUAUUUCUUCAUACAGUAUUUUUACCUUCCUAUUGGGGACUGGGAAUGUUUAAUGUCCCAUUUGGUGUCUUCAGUGAUAAACCAACACAGAUAAACCAUUUUGUGCCACUUUUGAGGACCGUACUUCCCUUUGGGGUCUUAAGCAAUACACAGAUACACUAACUAUUUUACUUCAGUUUGGGGGAUAUUACUUCCCUAAAGGCAAGUCC